CAAUAAUACUCAUUCGUGAUUGAUCGUCACUCCUCACUGAGCCCUUCAUCGUUAUGCGGAAUCUGACUGGACGUCCAUCGUGCUGAGUCCUUGAACUUUCGCUAGCUACCGGCCUGGUCAAGUCAUCUAACCUAGCUACACCAUCUCGAAGCAAAAGAGCUCUGUAAUUUUGAAUGGCGACAGUGACGUGAAAUGGUCAGACUGAAGAUCAUGGGAUGAAGUCGCUUGCGUUCCAUCUUCUUGAAAACGGCGUAAUGUAAGCAAGACGUUCUCAAUCCUUGGCAAUUCAGCAGCAUGCACGCAGCAUUUCCAAGUCGUAACGUUCGCCCAUUCACUCAUGCCUUGUCGUGUUUGUUGCGCUUCAGCGACAGGCUGAAUGUACAAUGUAUGCGUGACCUCGAGAAUGACUCACUCAAGUUGCGACUCUCUGCGAUCAAUUCCACUCAAUCAGGAUUUUGCGCAUUCGAAUUUUACGACUACUUCUUCGAAGUCCUGCGAACGGACCUGGACCAGAAGAUCGACUGCGAGACUGGCAUCCGACCGAUCCUCUCUGUCCUGCGAACUGGAAACAACAAGACACUCGAUAGAUGCGAGAUCAGCAUCUUCGACCACGAGGACGAAAGCCGCAUUGCCGUACGCCUUCACAGCAAAGGGGGCAUCGUAAAGACUCACAAGCUCACUUAUGCUGCAGUGCCAGGUCUCUGGCCAAAUGUCCCACCAAAUGCGCCAUGCCAGCUAUCGAUUGGUCCCAAAGUCGUGCACGACUUCCUCGACCACUUUGGCAACAAGAAUGGUGGUGAGGUGACGUUCUGGUGUGGUCCACGAUUCUUCAUGGUGCGCAGCAGGGCGGAUGACACGCUAGAUAAGAAUCAAUUCAGACGCGCAAUCGCCACCCAAGUCACAGUUCAAUUAGAUGCCUUUGAGGCUUUUACGAUGGUGAAAGAAGUUUGCCUUACUUUUCCGCUGAAGGAAUUCAAGGCUGCUAUUGCAGCAAGCGAGCAUUUGGGUGUGAAUCUGGAACUCAGCUUUGGCGAAGGAGGCGAGCCAUUGCGCAUUCGUUGCCAGCUUGAAGCGCUGCACGCCGACUUUGUUAUCGCUACAACACCAGGAGAAGUUCCAUCUGAUGCAGCAAGUGCUGCACAGGCUCGACGCGCGCAAUCAGGACCAUCGAGUGCUGCGAACCCAGCGGCCGAGGCAGCUAGCCGAGCGAUCGACUCGUCUCGGCCGCAAGGCUCUUCGCGCCGUCCGACUCUGCAAAAUGGGGAGUCCCAGCCGAAUGCCAGCGCCAUGGACUCAGCCCGGCCACCCAGAAUGCAGGAGUCUACACCCAGAGUAGGCGUGGCUCUCGCGCGCCACAACACUGACAUUCCUCUCUUUCGAGGUUCUCAAGGAUCAGAUGGACAAGCCUUGCGUGAAGAUCGAGGAUCCGAAGAAGCUGGAGGUCGCGACGAGGAAGAUCUAGCAGCCCUGGAAGAGGUCGAGCAGAGCGUCCAAAGAGGCGAUAUACGACUUCGCAGCAGCCAAGCUCCCAGCGCCGUUGAGCACCGGGCUGACGCUGGCCCUCGUGCCCAAGCGAGCCCACAUCAUGUCGAGAAGGAGCAAGGAUCACCUUCCUCCCAUGUGCCGCAGUCUGCACAAGACGAGACGCCUCCUAGCGUCAAAUUGUACACGUCCAGUAACAUCAGCGUUGGCAACAAGAUCAAUUCCUCGUCUUCUGUCAACGGACGCGAGGUGCCUAGAGCGCUUGCAAAUGCGCGCUCUCAAUCCUUGCGACACGUUCAUCUUCCGUCAUCUGGCCACGAGGAACGCGAUGAGUCCAUUCGACCACCUGGGUCCGUCGGUACUGGGCACUUUGCGUCCCAGCCUGUUGCUGCCACCAAUCGUGGACGAAGCAAUCUCAACUCAUCAGCAAGAACAGGGAUGCAGCGAUCGGGCGCUCGCUUGCCUGCCGCCAAGUCGUGGCAAGACGCACUCGAGAACGCAAGCCAGAUGGUCCUCGACGAUGAUGAGGGUACACAGGCGGACGAGAACGCCGCCCGCCAGCGUGCACUCGAGGGCACGGAUACUCAUACUCAGCCGCCAGAUGAGGAUGAGCUGGGUGCUAGCGACGAAGACGUUCAGAAGAGUACUGGACCUAGAUUCGAACCAUUGUUCUGAGGAACGAUCUACAGGCUCGCGCGUCACAUCACGACACCAAGCAUACUGUACUGUAGUCGUACCCGUACCCAGCGGCAAAGCUGCAAUGAGACCAGCCAUCAAUGCAAUCGGACUGAGACACA
Messenger RNA from Ceraceosorus guamensis, 2279 nucleotides. RefSeq lists its product as hypothetical. Gene Ontology annotation, cellular component: checkpoint clamp complex. Lineage: Eukaryota; Fungi; Basidiomycota; Exobasidiomycetes; Ceraceosorales; Ceraceosoraceae. Gene Ontology annotation, biological process: mitotic intra-S DNA damage checkpoint signaling; DNA repair; cellular response to ionizing radiation. The transcript has 8 exons. Bases 295 to 2157 code for a protein of 620 amino acids. The record is from RefSeq and is a predicted model, not a curated record.